CCGGCCCCGCCCUCCCGGUGCGGCCCCUCCCUUGCGCAGGGGCCGCGGCUGCUACAGGAGAUCUGCUGUCGGGAGUCCCGUCGCCCGCCCGGCCUCAGGGCCGCCGCCGCCCCGUCAUGUCUGAGGCGGGCCAGGAACUUGUCCACCUGGUGUGGGGCAAGAAGGCCGGGCCCCGCGGACUGGCCGACACCAUCUUCUGCCGCUGGGCGCAAGGAUUUGUCUUUAGUGAAUCUGAAUCAACUGCAUUAGAACAAUUUGAAGGUGGCCCUUGUGCAGUGAUUGCACCAGUGCAGGCAUUCCUUUUGAAGAGGCUUUUUACCAGUGAGAAGUCUAAUUGGAGAGACUGUCCAGAAGAGGACCAGAAGAACCUUCUCUGUCAUACAUUAUGUGACAUUUUGGAAAUGGCUUGCUCUGAUAAUUCAGAGUCGUACUCUCUGGCAACGUGGAUAAGAGGAAAAACAACUGAAGAAACUGCUAGUAUUUCUGAAAGUCCUGCAGAAUCUAGUCGUCAAGAGGAGCAGCCUUCUGCCUUGGCUGUCGAAGAGCUUGGCUUUGAGCGAUUUCAUGCAUUAAUUCAUAAACGAGCAUUCAAAAGCUUCCCUGAAAUGAAGGAUGCAGUUUGGGAUCAGUAUUCGGUGUGGACAAACAGAUUUGGUGUAUUGCUCUUUCUGUAUUCUGUAAUACUCACAAAGGGUAUUGAAAAUAUUAAAAAUGAAAUUGAAGAUGCAGCUGAGCCAUUGAUAGAUCCCGUUUAUGGUCAUGGAAGCCAAAGUUUGAUUAACCUCCUGUUGACGGGGCAUGCUGUUUCUAAUGUGUGGGAUGGAGACAGAGAAUGUUCAGGAAUGAAACUUCUUGGUAUACAUAAACAGGCAACAGUAGGCUUUUUGACAUUGAUGGAAUCUCUGAGAUAUUGUAAGGUUGGCUCCUAUUUGAAAUCUCCAAAAUUUCCCAUUUGGAUACUUGGCAGUGAAACGCACCUCACAGUCUUUUUUGCCAAGGAUAUGGCUCUUGUUGCCCCUGAAGCGCCUUCGGAACAAGCUAGAAGGGUUUUCCAGACAUACGACCCUGAGGAUAAUGGUUUUAUAUCUGACUCUCUACUAGAAGACGUAAUGAAGGCUCUGGACCUUGUGUCAGAUCCUGAAUAUGUAAACCUCAUGAAGACCAAAUUAGACCCAGAAGGACUGGGCAUCAUAUUACUGGGUCCCUUUCUGCAAGAAUUCUUCCCUGAGCAGGACUCUAGGGUUUCGGAGUCAUUCACUGUUUACCAUUACAAUGGACUGAAGCAAUCGAACUAUAAUGAAAAGGUCAUGUAUGUAGAAGGCACAGCUGUUGUUAUGGGUUUUGAAGAACCAAUGCUGCAGACGGACGACACUCCUGUAAAACGCUGCUUGCAAACCAAAUGGCCAUAUAUCGAAUUACUGUGGACCACAGAUCGAUCACCUUCCUUGAACUGACAACGUAAAACCACGGGAUCUUUGAGGAAGAUACAAGGAGUGGUAUUACUUGGAAAGUGGUUUGUUUUGACUGUGUGGAAUUAUACACUGGUAUCAUUGAUGAAUUGUAAAUAAUGAUUACAAACACUUUUUCAGUGUUAAUUGGAAUAUUUAAUUUUUUUAUCAGAUUGAUUUCUAUUAUAAUAGUUUGUCUUUUUUGGCCACUGUAGUACUGUUAAUGUGAGUUAUCCUUAAAACAAAAAAACCCUAAAGUCUUAGCAUUAUUUUGCCAUCUCAUGAAGAUUUGAAAAAUGUCUGAUACUGCAGAAUCUGCAUAUUAGAUGUCAGAUCUUUAAAACAUGAAACAUACUCAGCUUCCUCUGAAUCAUAUAAGCAUGUUCUAUUAUUUAAAUUAUAUUGGCUUACAUUACAGUACCAUAAUGUGUGGACUAGACUGGCCUUUGCACUGGAUAUGUUUUAAUGAGUUUAAAUUUUUUGCAAUUUUACCUGAAAUUGAAUUUUACCUAAAGAGCUUGCACAAUGUCACAUCAAUAUGAUACAUCUUUAGGAAUAUCAGUAAGUAUAAUUCAUAAAUACUCUUUCUUGGCAGUUGUACAUUACUGUGGCUUAGUUAUCAGGCAUGUUAAAAGUGAGCAAAAUCUGAGGAAAAAUAGAUGUAUUAAUAUUUAUUUGAAUUUGUAUAAAAGAAAUGUAAAAACGGCGGAAAGAAUUUCUUGUUCUAUAAUCCUUUAACUAUUCAAACUUAUAAUAUUGCCAAAUACCUCUUUUCAGUUUGUCCAAACAGCAGUGUAAGCCAGCGUUACUGUAUGUGUUAAGUGCAUGAGAACAUCUGUUAUUACAUUAUUAUAUUCCUUUAUUUAUUAUCAACUUGUUAGCCCUAAAAUAAAAUCUUUUCCUUGAA
Pezoporus flaviventris is the source of this 2355-nucleotide messenger RNA. It is a transcript of the gene MINDY3, whose product is annotated as MINDY lysine 48 deubiquitinase 3. Gene Ontology annotation, molecular function: calcium ion binding; cysteine-type deubiquitinase activity; K48-linked deubiquitinase activity. Lineage: Eukaryota; Metazoa; Chordata; Aves; Psittaciformes; Psittacidae. The transcript has 15 exons. The record is from RefSeq and is a predicted model, not a curated record. The coding region runs from base 117 to 1454 and encodes 445 amino acids. Gene Ontology annotation, biological process: protein K48-linked deubiquitination.